AUGAAGGUAAGGUUAGGGUUGAGGGUUAGGGUUGAGCAGGGACAUGGACAUGAAGGUAAGGUUAGGGUUGAGGCUAAGGUUAUGGGUAAGGUUAGGGUUGAGCCGGGGUGUACACUUUAAUCUGCUGUCAAGGAACAACUGUUUGUUUAAAUCGUGUAUUAAUACCUAAUAUAAUAAAUUACACUACCCAAGCGUGUGCUUACUUUAAGUGUUUUACUGUAUAUAAACUGCAUACAGUAUAAACAUUUUUUGGGAGGAACUUAUGAUUAUACAUCUUGAACUAAUAGCAAUAUAAGGACAUAUAAGGUAUAGAGUUAUUAUUUUUUACCAGAGCCUUGUAUGACUUUCCAUCAAAACUCUUUAAACCCAGUUUGCUUGUUUACAUAGCUAAAAUAGGCCAUCUGAGCUGCAAAGCUGUGUUUGUCGACUUCUCCAAGAUAAUACCAACGUGUGAACCACACAGCUGUGUUGCAGUCCUGUUGAGGUCAAGAUACAUUCUGAACUGCAGAGAACACUGGUCAUCUCAAACUGGCAGUUGUAGCGUACUGUAUAUGUAUCACUUUCUUCUGUAAGACAUUCAAUCAAAUCCAGACGGCAAGAACCUGCACUUAAAAAGUACUGGGACUAUUUAAAACGUAUAUUAAGCUUCUUGCUGCCUUUAGGGUCAACUUCAUACCACUCCAUGAUGGAAACUGCUGUGUCAUAAUGCUGACCUUGGCAGUGCAACUUUUGGCUCUGAUUGGCUUUCUUUUGAACAGUCAAACAGUGGCACAGCCGAUUCUGUUUAUAAACCAGGGGUGCAGAUGAACCCCUUUCAUCGACAGGAUCAUACAGCAACCAUGAUUUAUCUGGUCUUUGUUCUGCUCAUUGGAGCCGCUUGUGAGUCUAGUAAUGAUCAUUGAAAAAGAACAGGACUGUGUUAUGACACUAACAUCACACAUUUGUUUCUUUGACGUUAUUAAGAAAUAUGUUGUUGUUGUUGUUUUAACAUAGUGCUAUGCUUUUCCAUCUCAAAAGAGAGAGGUAAUAUAGCUAAGAAUGUGCCUGCUCUCUGUUUACAGUCGCCACGUAGGACGACAAGAUCAUCGGUGGGUAUGAGUGCAAGGCCUACUCCCAGCCCCACCAGGUGUCUCUGAACGUUGGGUACCACUUCUGUGGUGGCUCCCUGGUCAACGAGAACUGGGUUGUGUCUGCUGCUCACUGCUACCAAUUGUAAGUAGCCUACCAUAUGAACUACUAGCAACAUAUUGAGUCAAUAACAACUAGCAACAAUUUGAUAUGCUUAACUUUGGCAAAACUAAAUGACACAAAGGUGAACUCCAUAUUCACAUGAACUGUGAAAGUAAGAAACGUACAAAUGGAACUUUCUCUCGCUCUGUCAGCCGUGUGGAGGUGCGUCUGGGCGAGCACAACAUCAAGGUGACUGAGGGUAGCGAGCAGUUCAUCUCUUCUUCCCGUGUGAUCCGUCACCCCAACUACAGCUCCUACAACAUCGACAAUGACAUCAUGCUAAUCAAGCUGAGCAAGCCCGCCACCCUCAACACCUACGUGCAGCCUGUUGCUCUGCCCAGCAGCUGUGCCCCCGCUGGCACCAAGUGCACCGUUUCUGGAUGGGGCAACACCAUGAGCUCCAGUGAGUACAGAACCUGGGUCAAAGGUUACAUGUGCCAGUUGGUUAUCUUCAUGGUGGCCGAGUGUGUAGAGGCAUGGAAAAUGUAGGUCUACUAUUAAAAACUCAACUUCAUUAUUUCUAACCAUAACUCCCUCCCUCCCUCUCUCCCUCCCUCCCUCUUUCUCCUUCUCCUUACAGCCGCUGACAAGAACAAGCUUCAGUGCCUGAACAUCCCCAUCCUGUCCUACAGUGACUGUAACAACUCCUACCCUGGAAUGAUCACAAACGCCAUGUUCUGCGCUGGAUACCUAGAGGGAGGCAAGGACUCUUGCCAGGUACUUACCACUCUGACCUCCCAUCAGUGGCACUACAAUCAUGACUUUAAAUUGACUUUUUCAGUUCAAUUGAUUAAAAACAAAAAUUUUAAAAAAAUAUUCCAUUUAGCAGACGCUUUUAUCCAAAGCGACUUACAGUCAUGCGUGCAUACAUUUUUUUUGUGUAUGGGUGGUCCCGGGGAUCGAACCCACUACCUUGGCGUUACAAGCGCCAUGCGCUACCAGCUGAGCUACAGAGGACCACUUUAAAUAAUUGUAUAUAACUUUCUCUCUUUCUCUCUUAGGGUGACUCUGGUGGCCCCGUGGUGUGCAACGGUGAGCUCCAGGGUGUUGUGUCCUGGGGUUACAAAUGUAACCGAGCCCGGUAACCCCGGUGUCUACGCCAAGGUAAGACAGAAAAAUAGUUUUCCUGUUGUGUUUGAGGAAAACAUCAACAUACAUACAUCACUGUGACAUCACUUGGUUUCCCAAAAUAAACCUGUAAAACAUAGAUUUAUGGUUCUCAUGUUGCCUCCCAUUGAGUGUGUCCACUAAUGUCUCCCUUCUCCUUCUCUUCCUCCAGGUGUGCAUCUUCAACGACUGGCUGACCAGCACCAUGGCCACCUACUAAGUCUGAUCCUAGCUUCGAUCCUCCAGCACGGUCCCACAACUCUACCACAUCCUGUGCAGUUCAACAUCCACCUUUAAUACUGGAGAUUUAAUACUAAUGACAAAUAAAUUAUGUAACAUCAUUUCAGUUUACUGAUUAUUUCCCCCAAGGUCAUAUAAAAAUAUAUAUAUAUAUACUUUUGAAGGUUCUUCUUACAUGCCUGCAGCAUUGAGUACAUAUUCAUGUAUGGUGUGAAAUAUUUUGUUCUGUAUGGCAUCAAGGGAGUGUUGAUUGCAAGUGGAAUGUCUACAUUUGUGACAAUAAUGUAAUUACAACAGCUAAAAGCUACAGUCUGUGAUUGGUACACCCAUUUCUUGACUUUUAAAAUUAUCUAUAUAACCAUUGA
Messenger RNA from Coregonus sp. 'balchen', 2942 nucleotides. The record is from the annotation of a GenBank genome assembly. NCBI's taxonomy places the organism in Eukaryota, Metazoa, Chordata, Actinopteri, Salmoniformes, Salmonidae.